AUGAGGAGUGUGCCAAGCGUUGCCUGCGCUUUCCAGACGGUGUUUUACCUGUGGAGAGGUAAUUCCGUGGGUGCUGAGGUCACCAAUUACUCUAUUGCCGGGUUUACCACGGGAAACGAGAGCGAUACCACUAGACAAAACGAGUUUACCUCACAGUUAGGUCAGCUGGGUGCGCUAACAGGGCCCGGGCUCUCCCCACCGACUCCCCGCUUCCCAACGAGACCGGCCCCCGUGGAAACGGCCCCGCUCCCCGGCGAGGAGCCGCCCUGGAGCGGAGCAACCGGGACACGUUUCCGCGACAUCGGCCGAACGGCCCCGCCCGGAGGCGGGGGAAGAAAUUAUUACAAUCAAGGAGAGGUUCGUAAGAAGGAGCUAGAGCAGAGUUGUUUCCUGCUGGGGAUUCCUGCUUCUGAUGUAACAGUCAUUGAUCACAGGGAUCUCCCAGAUAAUCCUGCUGUUGAAUGGGACACACAGCUCCUCGCCAGCUUCGUGCUGGAGCACAUAGAAGCCAACAACAUCAACCUAGUGGUAACCUUUGAUGCGGGAGGAGUGAGUGGUCAUGCCAACCACAUUUCUCUUUACACUGCUGUAAGGUGCCUGCAUUCUGAAGGGAGGUUACCUGAAGGGUGCCAUGUGCUGGUGCUUGAAUCAGUGAAUCUCUUCAGGAAAUACAUCUCCAUCCUGGAUGUGCUGUUUUCGUGCCUCCUGCCCAGAGAUGUACUCUUCAUACUCACAGAGGAGGAGACUGAAAGAGCCAAGAGAGCCAUGCGGUGCCAUCGCAGCCAGCUCCUCUGGUUCCGCCACAUCUACCUGCUCUGCUCACGGUACAUGGUGAUCAACUCACUCCGCCUCCUGUAG
This is a messenger RNA of Chaetura pelagica (chimney swift), 858 nucleotides long. It is a transcript of the gene PIGL, whose product is annotated as phosphatidylinositol glycan anchor biosynthesis, class L. Gene Ontology annotation, cellular component: endoplasmic reticulum. The transcript is spliced from 8 exons. Gene Ontology annotation, biological process: GPI anchor biosynthetic process. The coding region runs from base 1 to 858 and encodes 285 amino acids. Gene Ontology annotation, molecular function: N-acetylglucosaminylphosphatidylinositol deacetylase activity. Lineage: Eukaryota; Metazoa; Chordata; Aves; Apodiformes; Apodidae. The record is from RefSeq and is a predicted model, not a curated record.